AUGCCAGAAGGAAGAGACCGAAUCGAGAGGCCUGUAGAUUACUCGGCGAUAUUCGCAAACAGACGCAGCCAUGGUGUGUUACUCGACGAGCCAGCCUCACGGAUAAUUUUCCAAUCGGAGCCUCAGGCGAAUCCAGAACCUGGAUCCAUCGGCCGUGGAUCUAUAAUUGGAACAGGCGGGAUUAUUAGAGGCAAUUUCAGUUCUUGGCGGCCUGGAAAUGGAAAUGGAAGAGAGAAUACGCCAAUGGUGUCUGCUAGGCGUGGAAGAGGCCGUGCUUCACCCAGUCCGUUGCCUUCUUGGUACCCUAGGACGCCUCUACGCGACAUAACUCAUAUUAUUCGGGCAAUGGAGAGAAGGAGAAGAGCUGGUAUGGGAGUAGUCGAUGGCCAGGAGAUUGAAUCUCCAGUACCACUGUCAGGUGAACACAAUUGCUCAAUGGUGACACCUGGUCCAGCUGUGGGAUUGAAGCGUAGUUGCCCUCCAUCAACUGCUAAAGUCCACAAGAUGUUGCUUGACAUCACAAACGAGAUAUCUGAGGAGGACGAAGAAGCGGGAUUCAUCACACCGGAGAAGAAGCUGCUCAACUCUAUUGACAUAGUAGAGAAGAUUGUGAUGGAGGAGAUGCAGAAACUGAAGAGCACUCCUCUCGCAAAAAGGGAAGAGCGGGAGAAAAGGGUACGGACUUUAAUGUCAAUGCGAUGA
Molecule: messenger RNA, 702 nt
Organism: Microthlaspi erraticum
Lineage: Eukaryota; Viridiplantae; Streptophyta; Magnoliopsida; Brassicales; Brassicaceae
Source: the annotation of a GenBank genome assembly